AUGGACAACAUCGACGAGGAAUAUGACCGGCUCGUUGAACACCUUCACGACUGCGCGAAGAAGGCUGAGAGUUUUAAAACCACAAAGAGAUGCCUGUCUCCGUCCGAGCUCGCAAGGCUUUGCAGAGAGGCGAUAAAGGAAGACCUUAAAGAGACAAGAGCAGAAGUGCUGGCUGAAGCUGCAGAGGCGGGGAAAAGCAUUCGCUAUGCCCGUCGAGACUUCGUCAGUCGCAAGACGAGGAUGACUGCUCUCCGGAACCCAAAGGGAACAGCCAUUGCAUCGAGAGGGGGAAUGGAGAAAAUCAUCUACGACUUCUACUCUGAUCUCUUCGACAGCCAUGUCCACUUGCCUCCUCACUGUCUGAGGGAAGACGGACAAGUCAUUCCAGAAGUUCUCCCGUCCGAAAUACGACAUGCUAUCACGUCGGUAAGAAAUCGUACAGCACCCGGUCCCGACAGAAUAAGAUCAGAACACUUGAAGAACCUUCCGCCAGUACUCAUCAACACCCUGGCGAGGCUCUUUACACGUUAUCUGUCGGAAUGCAAGGUUCCUCAACAGUGGAAGACCAGCAAGACCGUGUUGUUGUAUAAAAAGCUCUUCAUCUACAAGCUCUUUGCAAGAGAUCCUUAA
This is a messenger RNA of Necator americanus (New World hookworm), 630 nucleotides long. RefSeq lists its product as uncharacterized. The transcript has a single exon. Bases 1 to 630 code for a protein of 209 amino acids. Lineage: Eukaryota; Metazoa; Nematoda; Chromadorea; Rhabditida; Ancylostomatidae. The record is from RefSeq and is a predicted model, not a curated record.